This is a messenger RNA of Cheilinus undulatus (humphead wrasse), 2572 nucleotides long. Its product is annotated as zinc finger protein 135-like. Lineage: Eukaryota; Metazoa; Chordata; Actinopteri; Labriformes; Labridae. The record is from RefSeq and is a predicted model, not a curated record. Bases 25 to 1299 code for a protein of 424 amino acids. Gene Ontology annotation, biological process: regulation of DNA-templated transcription. The transcript has 2 exons. Gene Ontology annotation, molecular function: DNA-binding transcription factor activity, RNA polymerase II-specific; RNA polymerase II cis-regulatory region sequence-specific DNA binding.
UGUUUACUGUCGAGCACAGCUAGCAUGUUUGGCCGACCGAGGAGCAGAGUAAUCCUUAAAAAAGUGUUCAGAGCUGACCUUUCCCCUCAUGCUUUGACUCCUGAAAUGCCCGGGGUUCAAAGUGUUUCAGAGGUCGUCCAGCAGCUUUCAGUGAGUAAAGAAGAGCUUCACCUUGAGCAAAAAGAGAGGAGCUCAAGUCUGAUCCAGGAGAUUACUGAGCCUCUGCACAUUAAAGAGGAACAGGAGGAACUGUGGAGCAACCAGGAGGGAGAGCAGCUUGAAGGACCAGAAGAGACUGAUAUAAUCAAGUUUACAUUCAGUCCUGUCCCUGUGAAGAGUGAAGAUGAUGAAGAGAAUCCUGAGUUUUCACAGCUUCAUCAAGUACAAACUGAGCAGAUGGAAACAGGAGCUGAUGGACGGGACAGACGAGGAUCAGAGCAAGCCAGGUCCUUUGGUUCAGAGGGGUAUUUAAUACCAGAGACGGAGGUCAAGACUGAAGACUCCUCUGAACCGGAGACUGAUGACAGUGCUGACUGGACAGACACAACAGAACGAAAGUCUAGUUUAAACUCAGGAGACAUUUGUAAAAAUAAGAGACAAGAGAAACUGCAUUGCUGCUCUCUGUGUGGUAGAAGUUUUAUCAAAAAAGCUUCCCUGACAUCUCAUAUGCGCAUCCACACCGGGCCGAAACGAUUCACCUGCCCUGAAUGUGGCAAAGGAUAUUUCUAUCCAAGAAGUAUGACUAGACACUUGGAAGUUCAUGCCAGACAGCGACUCUUCUCUAAAAUUCCUAACAAUAAAUGGAAGCUAAGCAGACACGUAAUAAUUAAUAAAGGAGAGAAAAUUUUCACAUGCUCUGAGUGUGGUAAAAGAUUUAAACAAAAGUCUUAUCUGACACUUAACAUGGCAAAUCCCAAGAAACCCUUUAGUUGCAUUUAUUGUGGCCAAGGGUUUGAUUUGUUUGAUCAGUUAAGAAUUCACAAGUGUGCUGGUGGCCAGGCCUUGGAGUCUCUUCAGAGAGGAACAGUGGAGAAAACAGGAACUGAUAAAGAGGACUGUGGAGGAUCAGAAAAAGCCAAAAGCUCUAAUCCAGAAAGACAUUUACAGCUAGAGACCGAGGGCAAAACAGAAGCUGAGACUGAAGACGGUGCUGACUGGAAGGAGACAACAGAACACCAGUCAGGCCUAAAGUCAAUGAAAAACAUUAAAAGUAUGACGCCAAAUACUGAUAAAGAAUCACAUUGCUGUGUUACAUGUCGUAAAAUUUUAAACAAAAAUGUCACCUUAAAGGUCAUAUGAGAAUUCAGACAAGAGAAACCCUUUGGCUGCACCAAAUGUGGCAAAAUACUUUUUUAAUCAAAUAAUUGUGGCAACGUACUUUUUAGUCCAUACUGAAGAAUGAGAAGUUUUUCAUGUUGUUAAAAUGAAAAUAGCCAAAAUAAAACGUGCUCACACAAAUCCCUCAGCUUCACUGAUUAUGGAAAUGAUUUUAGCCUUAAAGGGCAUUCAACAAGUGAGAGCUUACAUGGAAGAGAAACCAUUCGGCUGCUCUGAGUGCAGUUAAAUACUUGUUUUUAAAAACGUAUGUGACAGCUGACAUGGCACAUAACAGCUAGGGAGUAGCAUGCAAUCAUAAUACAGGCUUCAGUUGCUACUAGACAAUUGUCUUCCUCAUCUGCAUAGAUCAGCACUGAAAAAUGCUCCCAAACUUUGUAGAAAGUCUCCUUACUUGAAGAUAUUAAUCUGAUGUUGAAAUCCAGAGCAAAAUCUGCAGAAUAAAAUUUAAUUAUCUUAAUUAACGAAGAUAAACUCAGUAAAAAUGGCUUUAAGGCAUAUUUGAAUAAAAUGCCAUGAUGUGUUCAAAUGUAAUGUCAUGGAAGUAAAAAUUGUGUUUUUCUUGAGAAAUUUCAAUAAGUACACGUGAAGAUGAGGAAUGUGUCUGUUAUUUCAGCAGUAUAGAAUAGAUAUAACAGAUGGAAUCAUGACCUGUUCAAGCUCUACUCACCUUAUUCCUGCACUACCGUCUACAAUGUCUUGUAAUUUUUUUCUUUCCAACAAAUAAGGGAAAUGGAUCAAUAAGGAAUAGUGAUCUAAGGGUUUCUCUAUAAAUAAAAAUUAGGGACAUCCAUUCCUAACCAUAGGGUUGAGAGAAAAAUGCUGGAGAAGGCUUGAGGAUCAGAACAAGUCAGAAACUCAGAUCCAGAGACAUUUGCAUCAUAGAUUGAGGUUAAGACUGAAGAAUGUUUUGACCUGAGAUCAACUGGUGAUAUGAGAUGUAAUAUUUCAGAUACUGCUCUGUGGUAGUAUAUUCAGCUGGAACGUUCCCUUUUAAAGACACAUUAUUUAUACAGAGAUCAUUUUGGGUAUAGAAUACUAUAUAUAUAUAUAUAUAUAUAUAUAUAUAAAAUAUAAUAUCAGAGCAACAAAACAUGGGACAUAGCUGCUACUGAGCCGCACCCCUACCGAGGAGUAAACUCCAUAGAGAACUGCAUCACGUGACCAAUGGCAACUGUAGACAUGUCAAUACACAACUUAUGUUGUUUUUGAAAAAAAAAAAAAACAACUCACUGCU